ACAAACAAACAAACAAAAAACCCCCCAAAACACAGCACCUUGUGAGGGAAACAGUGUGUACUAAUUAUUUCAUAUUCUGGGAAAAGUGGGGGACAGCUGUCAGGCUUCUUUGUCAAAAGUUUAUGAACUGAUGGCUUAGUUAAUGGCUGAAAGUAUGGUGUGUAUCUACAUACACAUACAUACCUAGGAGUAUUUAUGAAAUCCCAACUGAGACUCUUUUGUUGCCUCAGGCCCCUCCUGGUCUCUUCCAUUCUGAGCAAGGGAGAAUUGCACAGAAGGGCGGGAACUGACUGUGGUUCCCGCCACUGCUCAUGAGGUUUUCAAACAGGUCCGUCAUACUGUUAUAAAAGUGCUGCGCGGCUGUACCAGAGGUCUUGUGCUACAAGCUUAACAGCUGUGGUUUCAACAUGUCUGGUCGCGGCAAGGGUGGAAAGGGUCUAGGUAAGGGUGGCGCCAAGCGUCACCGCAAGGUGUUGCGCGACAAUAUCCAAGGAAUCACCAAGCCAGCCAUCCGGCGCCUGGCUCGCCGCGGCGGCGUCAAGCGUAUUUCUGGCCUCAUCUAUGAGGAGACUCGCGGAGUGCUGAAGGUUUUCCUGGAAAAUGUAAUCCGCGAUGCUGUCACCUACACGGAGCACGCCAAACGCAAGACGGUCACAGCCAUGGACGUGGUGUACGCGCUCAAGCGCCAGGGACGCACUCUGUAUGGCUUCGGCGGCUGAGCUUAUCUCCACAGCUAUCGCAAAACCAACGGCCCUUUUCAGGGCCACCUAUCCACUCAGGAGAAAGAGUAGUAGUCACUGCUUAAAAUUAAUGUAGUUUCACGUGUUUAGUAGCUUCGGUUUUCAAGUUCAAUUGUUUUAUUACGUCUUGGCUUCAUAUCUUACUGGCUAGUGAGGAUAAUGUAUCUUUUAUUUUUUAAUUUAUUUUCAGACAGUCUUGCUCUGUCUCCCACGCUGGAGUGCAAUGGCGCGAUCUCGGCAAACUGCAGUCUCCGCCUCCCGGGUUCAAAGGAUUCUUGUGUCUCAGCCUUACGCGUAGCUGGGACAACCGGCUUGCUCCACCAACAACCGCUAAUUUCUGUAUUUUUUGUAGCGAUGGAUUUUCGCCAUGUUGCCCAGGCUCGUCUUGAACUCAAGCUCAAAAGAGAUUGCCCCUCCUCGGCCUCCGAAAGUGCUGGGAUUACAAGCGUGAGCCGCCACGCUUGGCCUGUGUUUUCUGUAUUACUGUAAGGAGACUGAUGGCAAACUGCCGCUAACAUUCUGCAUGGCUAUCAGAGAAAGAAAGUAGCAAAGACUGUAGCUGUUGGAGAAACAAGGUAACAAAACCUGUAUCACAGAAGGCAAGUGGUAAAGGCUGAUUCUGCUGUGAAGAAUAGGGAAAAAAAUAGAGGUCGGUACUAGUUCCUACCAAGGCAUUGUUAUAUGAAAGGAAGACAAAAUGGCGUUUACAUGGUUAUGGGUAUAGGGGGAUAUGAGGUGUGUGGGAGGCACUUAACUGACAAAUACAAUCUUUAAAGAAGAAAGUAGUUAUUGCCGUGGGAGAAACAACCAUGAAAGUACAUAAGAUUCUCUCAAAAUUUUUCAGUGGAAUGGGGAGAGGCCAACUUGUUUGGCUGUGUUCCUCUGAGCUGCCUUCCAUCCGGAGCUACUGAUUUUCUGUUGUUGAAUUUAAAAGGACUUUUUAUUAAUGUACCCGCGGCCAAUUUAAAGGUGCUAUCGACUGAUACCUCAUAAAACACGGAAACUAGUUUCAUAAAGCCACCAGCCCAACAAGUACCAUUUUAAGUUUUAAAAACAUGCCUAUUUCAGCUGCAAG
Molecule: messenger RNA, 1815 nt
Organism: Rhinopithecus roxellana (golden snub-nosed monkey)
Lineage: Eukaryota; Metazoa; Chordata; Mammalia; Primates; Cercopithecidae
Product: histone H4
Exons: 2
Coding region: 408-719 (103 amino acids)
Biological process (GO): nucleosome assembly
Cellular component (GO): nucleosome
Molecular function (GO): DNA binding; structural constituent of chromatin; protein heterodimerization activity
Source: RefSeq, a predicted model, not a curated record